GGACUUCCUGUGGUGGGGUGAGGCACAGAAGGGAGAUUUCAGCUCAAGUUAUAGUGACAAGACGCGGAAGUGGAAUGGCUUUCUUCAUUUGAAAAGUCAGUCGGAGGGCGAAAACAAAGGGGUUGGAUGUGUCCACUGUCUGCCGGAUCAUUGAGCCACAGCUCCACUCUAGGUAGGCAGCGCCAUGCAAUUCUCCGGCUCUGCCAGGGCAGCAGAUGAGAACUUCGACUAUUUGUUCAAGAUCAUCCUCAUCGGGGACUCCAACGUGGGGAAGACCUGUGUGGUGCAGCAUUUCAAAUCGGGGGUCUACACGGAGACACAGCAGAACACGAUUGGGGUGGACUUCACUGUGCGCACCCUGGACAUCGACGGCAAGAAAGUGAAGAUGCAGGUGUGGGACACCGCAGGCCAGGAGCGCUUCCGGACCAUCACCCAGAGCUACUACCGCAGCGCCCACGCGGCCAUCAUCGCCUACGACCUCACCCGGCGGUCCACCUUUGAGUCCGUUCCUCACUGGAUUCACGAGAUUGAAAAAUACGGAGCUGCGAACCUGGUCAUUAUGCUGAUCGGGAACAAAUGUGACCUGUGGGAGAAACGGCAUGUUCUGUUCGAAGAUGCCUGCACGCUGGCUGAGAAAUACGGCCUCCUUGCAGUUUUGGAGACAUCAGCUAAGGAGUCCAAGAACAUAGACGAAGUCUUUGUGCUCAUGGCCAGGGAGCUGAUUGCCCGCAACAGCCUGCAGCUGUACGGCGACGGCGCCCUGAACCACCUGCCCCUGGACUCCAGUCCAGUCCUUAUGGCCCAGGUGCCAAAUGAAAAGACCCACUGCACUUGCUGAGUGUGUUCACCAGGCCAAUAGCACCCACGAGAGGCCAUCGCUAAGCCAAAUUGGCCGGGUCCUCUAGUGUCUGCUGAAUAGCAUUUCAGACCCAAGUGUAGACUUGCCACUAGUUCUCAAUCCUGGGUUCAGACCAGAGGCCACAACAGCUGACUCUGAGGCCAGGGGACACCACUGUCCUUUCUGAUUUGGCCUUGGACCUAAAGGCACAAGAUUAGGAGGACAAGGUUUGCUCCUUUUCAUCUCUCUUUUUUCUGUCUCCCCAACUCUUCAACUAUGUUUCCACUGAAUUUUGCUUCUCACUUGAAGACGAGGGUAGUGAGGAAAGAUCAAAGAGGGGCGAGGAUGCUUGGAACACUCCGGAACAGUUUAAAACAGCUCGGUCAUGGGAAGAUGAGAAAAAAGCCUGCAGUGAUAAACCAGAAUGCUGUUAACAUUUGCUUCCUGGCAGUCACACCUCAGGGUUUUAGUUUGGGGAGCAAAGCCUUUUGAUAUAAAGACCAUAAAUACCUCUUGCCAAAUGGUCAGGAGCCAUGUGAUGGAGAUAGAACUGGAUUUCACUUCAUUCUAGUUUGGGCUGAUGUGGGAGAUGUCUACAAUUCCUUUCUAAAACACCACAUUGGCUGCUGGAUCAGAAGGCAUUCCUGAAUAGAAAUUAAUUUGGCUCACAGAUGAAUAGCUAACCAAUACUGACCUCACAGUAUGGCCUGGGCGCACCACGUACCUGUAACCCACGGUGGUUUUUCAAAGUUCCCCAAUGGUUGUAGCUGAGCUGCGUCUUGCAGUCACAGUAAGAACCACAAAGGCCUGUCCACCACCACAUCGGCUCCAAAAAGGGAAAUGUUGCUGGGAGCUCUCCCCGGGCCCAGGUGAGUGCCCACAGGCAUUUCUCCUCGAUAGCGGCACAAUCGAUAGGCGGAGACCUUCACGUGUGGCUACUGAGUGCUUGAAGAGAGGCUGAGCAGGACAUGCCAUUAAUGGCUCACACCAAUUUCCCUUCAUUUCUCUGCACAUCAAUCUCAACCAACACUCUGAAAACCUCAUCAGCUUCUAGGGUUAUGCACUCAGGAUUACCUGGAAUUGAAAUGUUCCUACCAACAGGUUAGACAUGUGAGAACCAGGUCCUGCACACCAGGAACCUGUGAUUAACCACCUGGGCUUCUGGCGAAAUGAUGGGGCUGUGACGGAAACCCUCGAGGACUCAGAAAGGAGCAGCCUCACUGGAUUCGGGUGCCCAAAGGUCGGCUCCAAAGAGGCAAGGCUUUUCUGAAGCUGAGCAGUCUGGUUACCUGGCCUGGGAAGCCAGCUCAGGGAGGUUCCUCUCUGUAGCUGUGGUCUCAGAAAGCUACGUGUUAGCUCAAUUCUGGCAUUUUUCUCACACUCCCAAAGCUGUAUUAAGUUAUGUGAAAUUAAGUUACAAAAGAGAUAUUU
Molecule: messenger RNA, 2269 nt
Organism: Eptesicus fuscus (big brown bat)
Lineage: Eukaryota; Metazoa; Chordata; Mammalia; Chiroptera; Vespertilionidae
Gene: RAB19
Product: RAB19, member RAS oncogene family
Exons: 4
Coding region: 185-838 (217 amino acids)
Cellular component (GO): trans-Golgi network
Molecular function (GO): GTP binding; GTPase activity
Source: RefSeq, a predicted model, not a curated record